GAUGAGGAAGAUGACGAGAAUGCUGCAGUGCUACCGACUGGUAAGAAACCAGAUCUUCCACAUGAUGUCUCAGCACAGGAGCUUGACGUUUCGAUGGAGGAGCAGCGCGUACAAUCGCGAGUUCAGCGUGCUAAAGUGCUCCAAAUGAGGGCCCUCAACGGCGAGGCUAUGGGAGAUCAUGAGCAGAUGGAAUUUGACGCGGACAUUGGAGAGCUACGCCUGCAACCUCCCAUCACUGAUACCAAGAUCAAGGGCCUUGGAGGCAGAAUGGAUGCAGACUACGACAAUGAAUCCAUGUAUGAUGACUACGAUAUUGCGAACUGGAGAGAUGAAGUGCCCGAGAAAAAGCCGAAGAUUGACAUGGAUGCUCUGAAUUAUGUUUAUGAAGAAAGCAAGCGCCUGUUGGAGUUGUCUACCCUAUCAGCAAGGCCUGUGCAUAGAAUAACUCUCAAGUGUAGCGAACCUAGAAAUGUGUUCAAGGGUGGCGUUGAGGCAAGGAAGAGCGUUGGUUACAAGAAAAGCAGUGUUAUGAACUUGGCUUGCGCACGAGGAUCAUCAUGCAGAGUUAGCUGGAGUCAGGGUGAGUGCACAUCAGCUUUGCGAGAUUGUAUGCGUUAA
Molecule: messenger RNA, 618 nt
Organism: Cylicostephanus goldi
Lineage: Eukaryota; Metazoa; Nematoda; Chromadorea; Rhabditida; Strongylidae
Source: the annotation of a GenBank genome assembly